GGCAAACAAUAAUAACAAAAUGGCCGUUGUUUUCUUCAAGAACAACAUGGCGUUUUUAUUUGUAUGUUCUUAAUUUUUUUAAGACCACAUAUUGAAACUAUCUCUAGUUGGAGCAAAUUGUGGUUUUGCUCCGGAUAUUUCUAUUUAUUUUGGAUUAUCCUGGAGAUUAGUGAUCGUCUGUGGCUGCUUCGGGGCUUGCCUCGGAUUGAAUACACCUGCAUGUAAAUCCACACAAUACACAAGGAGUCACAAUGAAGCGUCGUGAUGGAUCGACUCGGAGACAAGUUUUGGAUAUGGACCAUUCGUCUUCAUCGUGGAAAAAUAAAUAUUCAAAUAUUGCUCAACGCAAUGUAAAUGGGUCUGGUGAUAGUUCUUCCAAUCCUUUGUCAAAGCUUGUUGGGAGUUAUGCAUCUGAAUCUGAUGAAGAUGAUGAUAAUUCAAAGAAUAAAAAUACACUUGAUGCAAAAGUAGAGGAGUUCAUGAAGGAGGUUGAAUCAACCAAAACCAAUGAAGAUGUAAGCAGCAUUACUUGUGCUUGGCAGGAAUGCCAUGACAAAGAUACUGGAUAUCCAUAUUAUUGGAAUAUGAACACCAAUGAGGUGACAUGGGAACCACCUCCAGAACUAGUUGCCUAUCAAGCAACUCUGACAGCUAAAAUUGCCCAGACACAAGCCAAAGUCAAGGCGCAAGCUCAACAAGCUCAAUGGGCUGUUGAGCAGGCAGCUCUAGGUAUAACUCCUGAGUACCCUCAAAAGAGAAUUCCAACAGCCGUACAGACUCUUAAGAAACCACCCAAGAGUACUCCACCACCAAUUCUUCCACAGUCUACUAAAGGUAAAAAGCAGAAGCGAGUACCAAACAGACCACCAUCUAGUGAAUCAGAUGAUGAAAAAAUUGAAAUGAUUACAUCAUGGGUUGAUGAAGAGAGUGAAGAUGAGGAUGAACCUCCUGUUAGUGGGAAUCAUGCUGUUGAAGACAAGAAGAAAGUCAAAGAAACUGCUGGACCGCAAACAAAAGCUCCAGCAAGCUCACGUAAAUCUGUAAAACCACCAAAACCAGGGCCUCUACCUAAUGUUAUGUUUGGUCCACAAUUACCCUCAAAUUUGCCAGUCACAGCUCCCAGUAAAAUCAGAUCUGGGAGUCGAAAUGGAUCAACAGAAGACAAUGAAGUAGAAUCCAAAGUAGUUAUCCAGAAACUAAGACGGCUCAAAACAGAGUCUGAUGUAAUUGUAGGCACAAGGGAAAGGGUCCCAGUGCGAAAAUCAUUGGACAGAAGUAGAAGUGGUAGUCCCAAUGAUCGCUUGACUUUGAAAAAUAGAACAAGACUUCAUGAUGGUGACAAUGAGCACCUUUCUGAGAAAUCUCUUUUAAGCAAACUAAGUAAACAAGUACAGAUUUUAAAAGACUUAGGUGGCAGUGUACCUGCUGACAUAAAAGAUUUACUAAGUUCUUCAACAAAGUCUUCCAUAAAUUCAGCUGACAACAUAAUUGCUAUGAUUGAGAUGGAACAACCCCCAGAUCAUAAACAAGAUGUUAAUUUUCUAUCGUCAUUGAAAGCAGCAGAGCACAGAAUUCAAAGAGAAGUGCAGAAAAUCCAAGCAGACAAACUUGUUAAUGGCAGUGAAAAGUCUAGUAAAAAGGAGCAAAAACCUUCUUCAUUUGCCUUGAUUGCUGGUUAUGGUGAUGAUUCUGAUCAAGAUGAUGCAGCAGACUCAGAUACAUCGGUGCACUCUGCCAAGGUAGAAAAGCCUUCCAAGGAGAAGUCUUUGUUUCCCAUCUUGGGCCAUGAAGAAAGUUCCAAAGAAGAUGUGAAGACUGUUCCGAAAUUUACUCUUGGUGCAGACUCUUCAACUUCUAAAGCCAAUUCUGAUAGUACAUCAAAGCCAGCAUUAGUUCUUGAUGCUGGUGUUGGCCAGAAACGUAGAAAGAGGCUUGACAUUGGAGCAAUCCUCCCUCAACCAUUACCCAGCACAAGUAAUUCAACCAAUGUUUCCAAUGAAGAGAAUUCUAAAUCUACACUUUUAGCAAAAGGGACAAGUGAAGUCUCCUCUGGGACUACUAGUUACACAACUGUUUGGUCUAGCACUUCCACAUAUGCAAGUGACCCUACUGCCAAUGAUAGGCGAGGGUUUGGUUUUCCAGUUGUGCCCUGUGAUGAAGAAGAGCCAAUUCCUUCUAAUACAUCUUCUAACACUAAUAAACCCAAGAAAUCAAAAAUUCAAUUUAUUAAGGCAGAAACCAUAAAUAAGCAACAAGAUGACAGUACAAAUGUGAGGGAGAGUGGGAAGGAUCUCAACUCAAAAAACACAACUAGCAAAUCUCGGGAAGAUGGAGAGCUUCAUCGCAGUUUGUCAUCUUUGGCUCAGCUUGUGAAAGCAAAGCUCCAGUUUCUCAGUGAGGGCAAGGAACCAGUGUCCCCCGUGCAAGCUAUGGCCAUUCAGAUUGAGACCUUGGUGUCAGCGUGGAAUGCUGGAGCUCUUACCAAUGCCUUUCUUCAACGCUGGCUGCAGAGCACGGGGGCUGAACUGGUCCAAUUGGAACGCGCUGCUGCUCCUCAGGGCUGGGCCGUGCAAUGGGAUAGGGAGUACAAGCGGUAUUUUUACUGCAACCUGGCCACCAAAGACACCCAGUGGGAUUAUCCUCUUGUACCGGAGGAUGGGCAUUCCAAGCCUGAAGAGCCCGAACCAUCAAAUGCUAAGCCGCAGUCCAGAGUGGCAACACCACCACCAGAUGAUGAAGAUGCCAUGGAGCUGUGCACCACUCCACCUCCGGAGGAAGAAGCUGAGAUAGGAAUCCCUCCACGACCUUGUAGUCCCCCACUUGAAGCACCCCCAUGUAAGAGGUCAAAGACUGAAGAUGAAAGUGCCGAUUCGAACGACAUCCCUGAGCAUCCGUCAGCCCCUCCCGUCUGCCCGCCCCUGCCAUCCACUCCACCACCCCCGCUGCCGUCGACUCCUCCUCCCCCUCCGCCGCCCCCGGAAACACCCCCGCCGCCCCCUCCGGGCACACCCCCGCCGGGCACGCCGCCCCCCGCGACGCCGGCCGCCUCGCGGGUCUUGGAGCACGGUGAGCCCCUGCCCCCGGGGGUGGACAGCCCCGACGUGCCCUUUAUCGCAGUGCGCCCCGCCAUGCCCCCCACCCCCCUGGCCCUCCCCGUGUCUGCAGACCUCGCCCCCCACAUGGACCACCUGGAGCACAUGGACCACAUGGGCGUGCUCAACCCCAUGCAGUCGCUGCACCCCGGCUCCGUCCUCGGGGUGCCCGUGCUGUCCGGCGUCCCCGGCAUGGCCAUGCAGUACACUGGCGGCGUCGCUGUGUCUGGCUCCUAUGUCGCCCCUCCCCCAACGGAGGCCAUGCUGGCUUCUUUCAACCAUGCAACUGCUGUGGAUUACAUGGGGUACAUGGGUGUCUAUGCUGGUCCUGCGGGCCCCAUGCCUGUCACCAGUGUGGCUGCACCCCCUUUGGCCUACACUGGACCAGCACCGCAGCCUCCAAGUCAUCCCCCAGUGCACAUGCCUCAUCGCAAAAAGGAAGCGCUUAUGUCUGAACUCAGUUCAUUUUAUUCUGACCUUGCCUCGAUGGAUUCAAACUCAAGAGAUGCUACAGAGGAUGAUACAUCUCAGGAUGCUGCUGAGCAUUCAAGAGUCAAGACUUCAACACCACCCGUACCUCCAGCACCUGUCCUGAAUCCAACAGUAGAAGAGGUCCCCAAACAACCACUCCCUGAAGCGCCCUUAAAAAGUCAAAGCUCAAUUCAAGACUCAGAGGGUGCAUUGACUAAAAAGAAGAAAAAGACAAAACUCACUCCAGGACUAACACUGAAGAAAAAGGGGGUUUCAAAUCUUGUAGCUAAAUGGCAGCAAGUUCAACAAGAGGUCUGGAAGGAUUAUGAAGAUGAGGAGGCUGUCGAGUAAUAAGUGUAAAUGUGUACAAGUUGUCAAUAAAUUGUUAGUUAAUUUCAUCAUUAA
Messenger RNA from Thrips palmi, 3968 nucleotides. Its product is annotated as formin-binding protein 4-like. The transcript is spliced from 14 exons. The record is from RefSeq and is a predicted model, not a curated record. Gene Ontology annotation, molecular function: protein binding. The coding region runs from base 252 to 3914 and encodes 1220 amino acids. NCBI's taxonomy places the organism in Eukaryota, Metazoa, Arthropoda, Insecta, Thysanoptera, Thripidae.